AUACAAUUCAACAGAUUUAUUCAUUCCGACGACGAGUGCCAACGCAGAAAGUGACCGAUCUUUUCAGUAUAAGCAACCGGAAAAACUUAGCCUUCGAAACAAAGUGAACACUGUGAGUUGUGCAAUUCAAGCGGAAUUUCCUGGCCCGUGUGAUUGCUAACACGUAAAAUAAAGUUAUGAUGUAUCUCACGAAAUACCAGCUCCUCGUAAGCUUCCAGCUGCUGGCAACAUUUGCAGCUGCAUGUGUUGUAAAAGUACCAACGUCCAAAACUCGGUUAUCGCUCGUGACAAUGCGCAAAUAUCCAGUAGGUGCGAAGUGUCCAACUUGUGGUCCAACCACCAAUCCCCUGAUAUUGCGCACAGUCAAAGAGACCUACACGGGUAUGGACGAGGUGUGUUGUGAAGGUUAUGUUCGCAAUGCAAAAACCGGCGAUUGUCUGCCGAAGUGCGUGGACUGUAAGGCAGGCAAGUGCGUGCGUCCCGAUGUAUGCCUCUGCGCCGAAGGCUAUCUGAAUCUGAGGAAUAGCACCGUCUGUGAGCCGGAAUGCAGUGAGCCUUGUAUUAAUGGGCAAUGCAUUGAACCGGAGACGUGCGCCUGCAAUGAUGGCUACAAUUUCAUCAACGGCAGUACUACUGAAUGCGAGACCAGAUGUUUGACGGAUUGCACCAAUGGGCGUUGUGAUUCGUCGGGGAAAUGUACGUGUAAUUUCGGCUAUGAGAGUAACGAGACGCUGGGUCUGUGUACGCCCAUCUGUGAAGAGCCCUGUGAGAAUGGCGUGUGUAAGGCUCCCAAUGAGUGUAGCUGUCAGAAUGGUUACGAGUUGCGGUUGGGUACCUUGGGAAAGUGUGAACCGUUGUGUCAAGGAGGUUGCCCGAACGGUUACUGCAGUGCACCGAACGUUUGCAAAUGCCAGGAGGGCUACUAUAAUUUGAUAGGACUUGCGUGUGUACCGAGCUGUAAGGAGAAAUGUGUGAACGCACAUUGUACGGCUCCCAACCAGUGCACCUGCCUGGAGGGCUAUAUCUUUCGCAAUGAUUCGCGCACAGAGUGUGAACCAACUUGUGCACGUGGCUGUCUGAAUGGUUUCUGUGACGAACCGGGACACUGUGAGUGUCAUCAGGGUUACACACAGGUGGAGCCGCAUGUUUGCCAGCCGAACUGCGCGAAGGACUGCAUCAAUGGACAUUGUACUGCGCCCGAUACAUGUACUUGCAACGAGGGCUACAUCUUCAAGAAUGGCUCACUGACUGAGUGUGAACCACACUGUCCGCGUGGUUGCAAGAAUGGUGAAUGUGUAAGUCCAGGUGUGUGCAGCUGCUUGCCGGGAUACCAAUCACUGCUCUUUUAUCUCUGCAUACCGGUCUGUAAGCAGUCAUGCGUCCAUGGCACGUGUACCGCACCGGAGACUUGUCGCUGUUUCAGCGGCUAUCGCCCGAAUGCAGAACGGCCCAAUGAGUGCGAGCCAGUUUGCAAUUUCGACUGCGGGCAUGGGCAUUGCAUUGCACCGGGCAUUUGCCAAUGCGAGAAAGGUUAUACCAAAAAAUGGCUGACCGGACGCUGUGAGCCGCACUGCACACAAAAGUGCAUCAACAGCAUUUGUACGGCAGGCGGCGUAUGCCGUUGCUAUGAGGGUUUCCGGUUGCGCAAAGGUUCGAACGCCAUUUGCGAUCCCAUCUGUUUGCCGCAGUGCGUCAAUAGCAAUUGUGUGGAGCCGGACAUGUGCGAGUGCUGGAGCGGCUAUUCGGAGACACGUCAUCACAAUUUCUGCAUCGCGCAUUGUCGACCCUCGUGUGAGAAUGGCAAGUGUGUGGCGCCCAAUAAGUGCCAGUGUAGCGAUGGCUAUCGCAUGACGAACGCCAGCGAACCUCAUCGCUGUCAUGCAAUCUGUAAAGAUACUUGCAUUAACGCUGAGUGCCUGCGGCCGGAUGAGUGCGUUUGCCUCGAAGGGUAUACAUUUCUCAACGGCAGCCGCACGGAGUGUGCGCCAAUUUGUGAACAAGACUGCGGUCAUGGCAGAUGUAUUGGACCGAACGCUUGCAGUUGUGAUCUCGGUUAUCGCCUUAACCUGAGCAAUGACACUGGCCUGCCGGUUUGCGUUGCAUAUUGCAAUGAAUGGAAUUGUUUGAAUGGCAAAUGCGAUGUCAAUGGUAUAUGUCAGUGCAUAAAAGGAAUGAUUUACAACGAGCGACGUGGGGCAUGUGUUUCCGAGUUAGGAUCUACGGAGAGUCAUAUAGCGUCGAGUGGAGUUUCGGUUUCACGCUGGACCAUUUGUACAAUGACGCUUCUACUGGUUGCUUUUUGUGGACUUGCCUUGAUACUGGUGUACCGCGAAUAUGCGCGGAGACGCUUCCGCGAGAAGCACGGCGUGCGGUUGAUAGAAAAUCCAACAUUCGGCAUCGUCAUGCCAGGCGCUGGCGAAGAAGAUGGCCUCAAUGUGCAGGAUGGGGAGGAUAGCUGAUUGAACAUGUGAUAAUAAAGAGCUUUUCUUUGUAUGAUGAAGUUGUGAUGUAACUAACUUUGAAAAUAUUAAGACUUAUUAUUUGAAUUUGAAAAUAAAUUUAAAAUAAAUUUA
Molecule: messenger RNA, 2573 nt
Organism: Zeugodacus cucurbitae (melon fly)
Lineage: Eukaryota; Metazoa; Arthropoda; Insecta; Diptera; Tephritidae
Product: multiple epidermal growth factor-like domains protein 10
Exons: 5
Coding region: 177-2459 (760 amino acids)
Source: RefSeq, a predicted model, not a curated record